This is a messenger RNA of Colletotrichum higginsianum IMI 349063, 366 nucleotides long. RefSeq lists its product as uncharacterized. The transcript is spliced from 2 exons. The record is from RefSeq and is a predicted model, not a curated record. The coding region runs from base 1 to 366 and encodes 121 amino acids. Lineage: Eukaryota; Fungi; Ascomycota; Sordariomycetes; Glomerellales; Glomerellaceae.
AUGCGAGCCAAGCUGUCGACCAAUAACACCCUUAAAGACAAGAAGACGCACGUUUGCUACCACAUGCGAGACAUCUCUCCCCAACCCUCCCUUCAUGGCGGCCGAGAAAAACAAAAGGAGGGAAAGAAAAAGGAGCAGCUGGCUCGUUGCAGACUCAGUCAGCGCAUCAAUCCAGCCAUUGGUAUCUCAGUCGGCCGCCCGGAGGUCAUCCGCUCUGCAGAUCUUGGCCCCAUCUUGUUCCGAGCCAUGCUGUCGUUGGUGUUGUUUGUGGUGGUUCCGUCACUUGAGCCCGAUGCAGGAGACGACUCCGUCGUCAGCUUGGUCUUCCUUUCUGAGAAUCCCGCUCCCCGUUUCCCGACCCCUUGA